AUGGAUCCAGGUCUGAUUAGCAGAAGUGACUGUGUUGUGGUCAUGGACCAUGUACUUGCAACGGGAAGGACACUUUGUGCAGUGUUGAAGCCAUUGAUGAAAGCCGACGUUCGGCCCAAAGAUAUCAGAGUCAUGGUUGUUGCCGAGUUCCCCUUUCAUAGUGGUCGAGAAUUAUCACGUCGGGAAGGUUUUGGGGAAGUUUCGAUUCAAAGUCUUUUGGUUCUUGGUGGUAUGUGA
This is a messenger RNA of Botrytis porri, 237 nucleotides long. RefSeq lists its product as uncharacterized. The transcript has a single exon. The record is from RefSeq and is a predicted model, not a curated record. NCBI's taxonomy places the organism in Eukaryota, Fungi, Ascomycota, Leotiomycetes, Helotiales, Sclerotiniaceae. Bases 1 to 237 code for a protein of 78 amino acids.